ACGUCAAAAACGUCACGUCGCUAAAUGUAAACAUGUCAACGUGUGCAAACUGGUGAUGGCCCCAAUGGUUUUUCCUUUAAUAAGAUAAUUACUGCAUUAAUUAAUUGGAAAAUGGCUUCUAAAAAAUACCUGGAUAUCGACCCUCAACCGGAGAAACCCAGAAUCACCAUUUUGUGCCUCGACAUUACUCAUUUCAGUCAAACCACCCAGUUUGUGCUAUGCAGUGCUGCAGUAUUUUUCUUUUAUUUACUUUAUGGAUACAUGCAGGAGCUGAUUUUUACUAUUAAGGAUUUUAAACCGUACGGAUGGUACCUCACUUUGGUACAGUUUGGUUUUUACAGUAUAUUUGGGCUCACGGAAACCAAAAUUCGAGGUAUUCAUAAGAGAAGGAUUCCAUUAAGAACUUACUUUAUAUUAGCCCUACUAACCCUAGGCACCAUGGGCCUAUCAAAUGCUUCACUAGGAUACCUCAAUUACCCCACCCAAGUAAUAUUCAAAUGCUGUAAACUGAUUCCAGUGCUAGCUGGAGGGAUUUUAAUCCAAGGAAAACGGUAUGGUCCCCUAGACUUUCUUGCUGCUCUUCUUAUGUGCGUUGGACUAACAUUGUUCACCUUGGCUGACUCGAAGGUGCAACCAAACUUCAAUACAACAGGAAUAACAAUGAUCUCUUUAGCAUUACUGUGUGAUGCUAUUAUAGGGAAUGUUCAGGAGAAAAACAUGAAGGCUUAUGGGGCACCCAAUGCUGAAGUGGUGUUGUAUUCUUAUGCUUUAGGAUUUGUUUAUAUUUUUGCAGUGAUGUUGCUUACUGGGGAUCUUGUUGCUGGAGUUAAAUUUUUUGGAGAGAAACCAUAUAUCACUUAUGGAUAUGCAUUUAUAUUUUCUGUGACUGGCUAUUUGGGUAUCCAAGUGGUACUAACACUAGUAAGGACAACUGGGGCCUUCGCUGCCGUAACAGUAACGACAAUGAGAAAGGCUGUGACAAUCGUUAUAUCAUUUAUAUUUUUCAGUAAACCGUUUACAAUACAGUAUUUAUGGUCAGGCUUUAUAGUCAUAGGGGGAAUUUACCUAAAUCUGUUUAGUAAAAAGCACCCGAUGUCAAUGGGAGACUUUGAGGACGGCUGUGAUAGAUUUUUACGUUUGUUAAGAACAAAGUUUAUAGCAAAGCAGUAUAAAAGCGGCCAAUAUUUGGCUAACGUUUAAUUGUAGAUAAUAAAUAUCAAUUAUUGUUCCUGACACUUUUUAAAUUUUAUUCACUUAAAUGCUUCUAUUAAAAGUAUUAUAAGCGAUUCCAUUAAAACAAUAAUUCGUUAAUAAGUCAUUACAUAGCAUUGAGUGCUUAGCAAGAAAUUCAAUUUAUAUUAAGAGCAAAUUUGACAUUUUCAUACUUUUUAUAUUAUUGUCCUAAUUUAUUUGUUAUUUAUAAUAAAGUGUUUUAGUAUGUUA
Molecule: messenger RNA, 1443 nt
Organism: Anthonomus grandis grandis
Lineage: Eukaryota; Metazoa; Arthropoda; Insecta; Coleoptera; Curculionidae
Gene: Papst2
Product: adenosine 3'-phospho 5'-phosphosulfate transporter 2
Exons: 5
Coding region: 112-1200 (362 amino acids)
Biological process (GO): transmembrane transport
Cellular component (GO): Golgi membrane; endoplasmic reticulum membrane
Molecular function (GO): 3'-phosphoadenosine 5'-phosphosulfate transmembrane transporter activity
Source: RefSeq, a predicted model, not a curated record